Hevea brasiliensis (rubber tree) is the source of this 2102-nucleotide messenger RNA. Its product is annotated as amino acid permease 3. Gene Ontology annotation, cellular component: plasma membrane. Lineage: Eukaryota; Viridiplantae; Streptophyta; Magnoliopsida; Malpighiales; Euphorbiaceae. The transcript is spliced from 5 exons. The coding region runs from base 327 to 1781 and encodes 484 amino acids. The record is from RefSeq and is a predicted model, not a curated record.
CGUGAUAAUUUAACAAGCCUUGGCAAGUUUCAACUAUUAUUGCUGGGAGACAAAAGAGGUCACACACGCAGAAUCCGCGUUAAGUCGUGAGGGUCUUGAGGGCACGUGCCCUUCAACUAUCAUUGGCCCUCUUUAGUCUUGCGAAAGUCUUGCCACCUCAAGUGAUCUAUAAAUGCCUGCUCUUCUUGGCUUCCAUUGCAUCAUAUAUCCCUCGAUUCAGUUUACUCUCAGUAGCUAAACGCCACAUUUUCCAUUUUUCUCUCUCUUCUUCCAAGCACCAAAAGAUAACUCACUUCUCUGUUUCUUGGUUUGUUCUGUGAAGAAAGAUGGUUGAGAACACAGCAGCAAAGAGCCAUUCCCACCAAGUUUUCAAUGUCUCCAUUGACAUCCAUGCACAAACUGGCCACAAUUUGCUAGACGAUGAUGGUCGCCUUAAGCGAACUGGUACUGUGUGGACUGCAAGUUCCCAUAUUAUAACAGCUGUGAUUGGGUCUGGGGUUCUGUCCUUGGCCUAUGCCAUAGCUCAGCUUGGAUGGAUUGCUGGUCCUGCUGUUAUGUUCUUGUUCUCCUUGGUCACUUACUAUACUUCUACUCUGCUUUCUUCCUGUUACCGUUCUGGUGAUCCUCUUACUGGCAAGAGAAACUACACAUAUAUGGAUGCUGUUCUCUCCAAUCUUGGUGGAGCUAAGGUCAAGAUAUGUGGAUUUGUUCAGUAUCUUAACCUCUUUGGAGUUGCCAUUGGUUACACAAUAGCAUCAUCCAUAAGCAUGAUGGCUAUUAAGAGGUCUAAUUGUUUCCACAAGAGUGGAGGCAAAAAUCCAUGCCGUAUGAAUGCCAAUCCUUACAUGAUUGCUUUUGGGAUCACAGAAAUUAUUUUCUCGCAAAUUCCUGAUUUUGAUCAGCUAUGGUGGCUCUCCAUUGUUGCCGCUGUUAUGUCUUUCACUUAUUCAUCUAUUGGUCUUGGACUUGGCAUUGCCAAAGUUGCAGAGAAUGGAAAAUUCAUGGGAAGCCUAACUGGAAUAAGCAUUGGCACCGUAACUCAAACCCAGAAGAUAUGGAGAAGCUUCCAAGCACUUGGGGAAAUUGCUUUUGCGUACUCAUACUCCGUCAUCCUCAUUGAAAUUCAGGACACAGUCAGAUCCCCACCAUCAGAGGCCAAGACAAUGAAGAAAGCAACUCUAAUAAGUGUUGCAGUGACAACCCUUUUCUACAUGCUCUGCGGCUGCUUUGGCUACGCUGCCUUUGGAGACAUGUCCCCUGGAAAUCUUCUUACAGGCUUCGGCUUUUAUAACCCAUAUUGGCUACUAGACAUUGCUAAUGUUGCCAUAGUAAUCCACCUUGUUGGGGCUUACCAAGUCUACUGCCAACCCCUCUUUGCCUUCAUUGAAAAAGCAGCAGCACAAAGAUUCCCAGAUAGCGAAUUCAUUAGCAGAGAAAUCAAAAUCCCAAUUCCUGGGUCCCGUUCCUACAGUCUCAACCUCUUCAGGUUGGUUUGGAGGACAUGUUUUGUGAUCUUGACCACUGUGAUUUCAAUGCUCCUUCCUUUCUUCAAUGACGUAGUUGGUCUCCUGGGUGCUUUGGGAUUUUGGCCAUUAACUGUUUACUUCCCAGUUGAGAUGUACAUAGCACAAAAGAAAAUACCAAAGUGGAGCACAAGAUGGCUCUGCCUCCAAAUCUUAAGUGCUGCUUGCCUAAUAAUUACCAUAGCUGCUGCUGCUGGCUCCAUUGCUGGAGUUGUUGUUGAUCUUAAGUCUGUCAAGCCCUUCAAUAACUCUUAUUGAAUCAGUUAGAUUCGGCUCUUACUCAUCCAUAGGGAUCAUGAAGAGAAAUUAAUUGAGAAUACAAAUCAAGAAGUAAAAUUUCAAGAUGGAGUCUAUUUAGUUUCUUGAUCUGUUGAGUUUCAAAAGAAAAAACUUGUUUCUUUAUCUGUCGCAAUUUUAGGAAUUUUCUUUUAAUCUUUAAUAAGCUGCAAGUGUAAAACGUGUGUAUAUACACAUGCAAAGUUUCUCUGUGGAUCAUGGUCCAGUCUCGUUCAAGAAAACUUUGAAUUGAAAUUAGCAUUUAUUAGAUUUAUCUUUUAUAGAAUGAAAAGUAUUUCUUCA